AUAUUAGAGUUUCAACCCCCAAUAAAUAUGAGACCGGGGAUGUCUGAGGUUCAGUCUGCCCUCGAGCCCACCAGGAACGAAAGAGAGCUCCAUCUGCCUUCCAGGAACCCAGCUAUGAACUCCCUCUCCACAAUCGCCUUCUCCCUGGGGCUGCUCCUGGUGAUGACUACUGCUUUCCCUACCCCGGGACCCCUGGGCGAAGAUUGCAAAGAUGAUACCACCUCAGGCAGACUACUCCUCACCUCUCCAGACAAAACUGAAGCUCUCAUUAAGUACAUCCUCGGCAAAAUCUCUGCAAUGAGAAAGGAGAUGUGUGAGAAGUAUGACAAGUGUGAAAACAGCAAGGAGGCACUGGCAGAAAACAACCUGAACCUUCCAAAAAUGGCAGAAAAAGACGGAUGCUUCCAAUCUGGGUUCAAUCAGGAGACUUGCUUGAUGAGAGUCACCACCGGUCUUCUGGAGUAUCAGAUAUACCUGGACUACCUCCAGAACGAGUAUGAGGGCGAUAAGGGAAGCAUCGAGGCUGUGCAGAUUAGUAUCAAAGCACUGGUCCAGAUCCUGAGGCAAAAGGUAAAGAAUCCAGAUGAAGUAACCACCCCUGACCCAACUACAAAUGCCAGCCUGCUGAAUAAUCUGCAGUCACAGAACGAUGACUGGAUGAAGAACACAAAGAUUAUCCUCAUCCUGCGAAGCCUUGAGAAUUUCCUGCAGUUCAGCCUGAGGGCUAUUCGGAUAAAGUAGCUGGGGCACCUAAGAUUGCUGUAGUUCAUGGGCAUUCCCUCCUCUUGUCAGAAACCUGUCCACUGGGCACAUAACUUAUGUUGUUCUCUAUGAAGAACUAAAAGUAUGAGCGUUAGGACACUAUUUUAAUUAUUUUUAAUUUAUUGAUAUUUAAAUAUGUGAUAUCGAGUUAAUUUAUAUAAGUGAUAGAUAUUUAUAUUUUUAUGAAGUGCCUCUUGAAAUAUUUUAUGUACUUGUUUUGAAAAAGUAACACAAAAUGGCUAUGCGGCUUGAAUAUCCUUGUUGUUUCGGAGCCAGAUCAUUUCUUGGAUGUGUAGGCUUACCUCAAAAAAAAUGCUAACUUAUACAUAUUUUAAAAGAAAUAUUUAUAUUGUAUUUAUAUAAUGUUUAAGUUGUUUUUAUACCAAU
Molecule: messenger RNA, 1149 nt
Organism: Balaenoptera musculus (blue whale)
Lineage: Eukaryota; Metazoa; Chordata; Mammalia; Artiodactyla; Balaenopteridae
Gene: IL6
Product: interleukin 6
Exons: 5
Coding region: 28-741 (237 amino acids)
Biological process (GO): T-helper 17 cell lineage commitment; immune response; positive regulation of cell population proliferation
Cellular component (GO): extracellular region
Molecular function (GO): growth factor activity; cytokine activity; interleukin-6 receptor binding
Source: RefSeq, a predicted model, not a curated record